Molecule: messenger RNA, 4886 nt
Organism: Nematostella vectensis (starlet sea anemone)
Lineage: Eukaryota; Metazoa; Cnidaria; Anthozoa; Actiniaria; Edwardsiidae
Exons: 8
Coding region: 298-4731 (1477 amino acids)
Cellular component (GO): extracellular region
Source: RefSeq, a predicted model, not a curated record
GAUAAUCGGCUGAUUCUUGUCCAUGUGAGUAGAAACGAUAUCGAUAAUCUUGCUAGUUGCUUAUGACAAAGAUAGUUUCCAUUCAAUGAACAAGGUCAACGACAAAAUGAUUCUAGUCACACCUAUUCCCUCCCGUCUCUCACGUCACUUACUCGAAUAGAACCGUAUUUUGACAACAAUUCGAGCGAGCGCAUCCACGGAUCUUACUCGCUGAGAAAUAACACAACAAUACAAAUGUAAUUCACUAAAAUACCGCCAGACCGAGCUUUUGGCGACGGCGGGCGAAAAUGACCAGAAAUGAACUGGCUGAAUUUCUCUCAAGUUCUCGUAACGUUUAUUGUUUGUCUUCACGGAUCACUGGCUCAAUAUUACACGAGCUCUUGGUUCAGGGGUGGUACUCCUGGAGCUUCUUACAGGCCAAAUUCUAGUCGUUACUACUCUGGCUUGAGCUAUGUGCCGAAUGGAUGGUACCAAUGGAUGCAUUAUUGGAAGUCUCGCCAGGGAACCCAAAACGGCAAUCCCUUUACACAAAGGGUGCCCUACAGUGGCUUCCGGUUGUGGAACUAUCCUCGACAACUCAUAACACAGACUAAGCAACAGGUUAAUGGAGCUCAUAAUCCACAGGUAGCCUAUCAAUAUCCUGUGCUGUUGUCGCCACCACAGCUAACCCGUACUGUAAACAAUCCUGGCCCACCACAGGUAUUCCGUACUGUAAACAAUCCUGGCCCACCACAGGUUUUCCGGACUGUUAACAAUCCUGGCUCACCACCACAGGUACCCUGGACUGUGAACAAUCCUGGCCUACAACAUGUACCCCGGACUGUAAAUAAUCCUGGCCAUCCUGGAUCACAACAAGUACCCUGGACAGUAAACAAUCCUGGCUCAUCUUCAUUGGAAACGCGACUAUUUACUCGUUUCAAGAAAUCUUCCUUGAAGUCGUCUCGUCUCUGUAACCCUGGACCACCCCUACCGGAGAGCAGGCGUUUCAAAAACUGCCUCGUGAUAGGAGACUCAAUUGCUAUCGGAUACAUGCCGGCCGUGAGGUCAGAGCUCGGUGGGCUAUGCCAGGUGCAACACGCGCCAUUCACACGUGGGUCGGGCGCAGUCGACUCGAGGCUUGGAGUCAAGUGUCUUCGAUACCUUCUCACUACCACAGAUAUGCAACCAAUCAAAUACGACGCUAUAAUCUUUAACUUUGGCAUGCAUGAUAUCGACUAUAACCAGCAGUUUCCAGAGGAGUUCGUGUCUCUGGAAGAUUACAGAAACAACCUCAAGAAACUCAAAGCUGCCUUCCUCAAGACCGGUGCUAAGGUGGCGUUUGCACUCACCACGCCUUUCCCGUCAGAUCCCCAGAAAAACAGACGCGUCAUCGAGGUCAAUCAAGUCGCUCAAGGUGUGAUGAAAUCAGGGCACAGGGUACCCGUCAUAGACUUGUAUAAUGUGAUUGUCCAGAAGUGCGGCCAGCCCCCCUACUCAAAGUGUCCCAUCAUGAAGAGACCUAAGGACGUGCAUUUUAACAAGGAGGGUUACGAGAUAUUGGGCAAAAGAGUAGCAGCUGUGUUCAAGCUUCUUUUGGCGAAAACUCCACCUAAACAAGUACUGACGAAAUUCAAGCGAGGCUUCACAGGAUUAUUCUACCCUCCCCCUUUCGGCUCCACCGUGUGUCCCGACACCUUGACCCGCUGUCCCGCGGGAUCCACCUGCUGCCCGAGCGUGUUCUCUCUGACUGGCUUUGGCUGUUGCGUCAUGCCUAAUGCUGUGCAUUGUCAGGAUAAAUGGCACUGCUGUCCCAUGGGCUCCCUGUGUUCCAGCAGCUGUAACUUCGCUCGUUGUAAAUGCGUGCAGUUUGUGCUUACUGCGCAUGGGCAGAUGACGCGGUAUGAGAACGAGGCUGCACGGAAGAUUCUCCCUGGGUCAACAAUAAUGAGGCCUGGUCACCCGGUCCCAAAUUCCAACAGGGACCCCACGAAGCAGAAUUCCGUAUUUGAUGGUGCUCGUUCUCAAAGUUCCAACACCGUACCUUCUUACAUGCUGGGCUCUGAUACGCAUGUGCAAUCUGAAGCAGCCGGAAAUGGUAGGGAGGGAAGUAUGUCCCAGUCCCCAGAGACGUCAUUAAAUGAGGAAUUAGAAAGUUUGAUACUCCACAGGCAUCCCAUAAUGAGAAAAGAAAAGCCUGAGCAUGGUAGUCACGUGAGUGAUGAGAACGCGACGCGACCUGGGUUUCAAGGUAAGGGGGAAACGGGGCGACCUGGGCUCCAUGGUGAUGGGAAAACGAGGCGACCUGGGCUCCAUGGUGAUGGAAAAACGAGUCGACCUGGGCUCAAGGGUGAUGGAAAAACGAUUCGACCUGGGCUCCAUGGUGAUGGAAAAACGAGGCGACCUGGGCUCCAUGGUGAUGGAAAAACUAGUCGACCUGGGCUCAAGGGUGAUGGGAAAACGAGGCGACCUGGGCCCCAGGGUGAUGGGAAAACGAGGCGACCUGGGCUCCAGCGUGAUAGAAAAAGGAUGCGACCUGGGCCCCAGAGUAAUGAAGAAACGAGGCGACCUGGGUUCCAGGGUUAUGGGAAAACGAAGCGACCCGUGCUCGAGAGUGAUGGGAAAGCAAUGCGACCUGGUCUCAAGGGCAUGCAAAAAAUGAGGCGACCUGGGUACCAGGGUGAUGGGAAAACGAAGCGACCUGUGCUCGAGAGUGAUGGGAAAGCAAGACGACCUGGCCUCAAGGGCGUGCGAAAAAUGAGGCGACCUGGGUUCCAGGGUGAUGGGAAAACGAGGAGACCUGGGCUCGGGAGUUAUAGGAAAACAAGGCGACCAGGGCUCGGGGGAGUUGAAAAUAUCAGGCGAGCUGGAACAAUACGGGAAGACACAAGGGGGGCUGGGUACGAUAGCCAUGAUGUUACGAGAGGGUCUGCGCUCUAUGGUGUCUCCCGUAAUAAGAAACAAAAUCGACACGAGCUGUCAAGAAGGAAACAUUACAAGGUUACCCCAGAGACGCCAUUAAAAAGUUUAAAAGUUCACUCGAAAAUUAAUGAUACACCAAAGACUAAAACUCCUAGCUCGGAAUUGAUCAGAGGAGAAAAAAACGUGCCUGAAAUGAAGCAAUCCGGCGGAAAAAAGGUCACAAAUGUUAAUGUCUAUGGUUACUCUUCUGGUGAAACUAGUGGGGAUGGACCGGAAAACUUGCGUGAAGUAUUACCGACCGGAUCUGGUCACGCAAUACACGUAGAAAAUUUCAAUUAUGUUAUUGUGACAGACAGAAGAAAAAUACUUGACGACAGUGAAGAAGGAAGUGCUAGCGUGACUUUAGGAAAUAGUGACACAACGGCAGGUAUGCAUGACACUAGUUUAGCUGGUCGCAGCGUGACAGGGAAAAUACGUGACGGUAACGGCGCAAAGGAUGCUGGUCGCGUCAAUCAAUGGGAAGAUGCUUUGCUUGUUGGUAACAUGAACGAUCGACCCAAAACAAUCAGUUUUUCUGCUGAGGUGCCCGAGAUAUCUGGAGAUCAACCCUAUAAAGAAACGGGAAGCGCAGAUUUUGCAAGCGGAAGCGGAAGCCUUGAUAAAGGAGUAUCCUGGAUUUCAGCAAAUUUAAGAAACGAAAGUACCUUAUUGUCGAGUAAAAUUCCGGUUCCGGAGAUCACCGAAAGUAUAGAUUUUGCAAGCGGAAGCAUUCGUGAGGUGCCUUCAAGUACAGAAAAUAAAGGGAACAAAAACAAAAUACUAGAGAAAAAUGAUCAGGGUAAAAUGAUAAACGGAAGUAAAGUCUUUGAAAGUGGAAGCGGAAGUACAGAUGUAGGGAUAACCGGAAAUCAAAAUGAGGUAAUCAGUGCAAGUGAUGUGCGUGCAACCGGAAAUUCAGGUUUUGAGUCUGGCUCUGGUUCUGGUAAUGUCCAUGAAAUUAACGAUUCCUGGAAAAUCCACGAAAGCCAGACAAACGGUACCCGUGCUAGAGCUUCCCCGUUUCUCAAAACUGGAAAGGGAUCUGGAAACGAUGCUAGAAAAAUACCAAUUCCAUUGAGCCAUGUAAAGAAAGCUUAUUCCCAUCAAAGCGGCGAGGACGAUAACGAAACUAAUUAUGCAGAUGUCAAUUUUGAUAACCUUAUGGGGGAAGCUGAUGGGAGUGCUGUGGAGCAGGAAGACGAUAUCAUGACCGGGGUCUGGGCAGCAUCCGGGGUUCUCCAGUCACCAUUAGACAAUAUAGCUGACGACCAAACAGUUAUUCACGGCACUGAAAGUCGUAAGGAAUCAGGAACUUCAAAAACAGGGUCUACGGAACAUAUGGCUUUUGUGCCUGGUUCCGGUAAAUCAAAACCAAAAAAGAACCUGUUAUCGCCAGGUUUUGAGUCUCUAGCUCGGUAUCUUAGUUUACCAGAAAACCCAAUUUCAACCAGAAAAACAGGUUUUGAAGUGACCAAUGAAUUAUGGCAGCAACAACCAGUUCAAAGUGGUUUAGCGGAGUCCCUUAAGACAUAUAAUGCUACUCUACAAAGUUCAAUGAAUAUUUCAAGCAAAGGGCCUAACGAAGCUAACAAUGUUGAUAACCCUGCAAUAGAUAAUGGAACUCGUACGGAGAGUGAAUCACCAAAAGAUGUCACAACGGCAAAACCUGCUGCAAAAGCUUUGACAGGAACAGGCUCUAUGCCAUUCGACUAUAGUGAGAACUCAAUGGAAUCAGAAGACACUAGUAGUGACGAUCUUAUGUUUGAUAAUACGGGGGGAGGGGGACUUCUCUGAGAAGGACUCCACCCCUAAUAUGACGAUCAUACGGGAAGGGACAAUGGGUUGUUACUUGCGUGACACAUAAAGUAACGCAACGUUCUCCAAACAGUUUGUCUAUAUUUUGAUUGUAUAUUUUUUAUGAAGUUUACAUUAAAUUGGUUUUAUAGUGA